Molecule: messenger RNA, 635 nt
Organism: Thamnophis elegans (Western terrestrial garter snake)
Lineage: Eukaryota; Metazoa; Chordata; Lepidosauria; Squamata; Natricidae
Exons: 3
Coding region: 1-426 (141 amino acids)
Biological process (GO): mitochondrial electron transport, ubiquinol to cytochrome c
Source: RefSeq, a predicted model, not a curated record
AUGGGAAUUCAUACCUCAACCCUCCCAGAGGGCCUCCGCGGUCCGGGCCUGAGAGCCAACGGGCGGGCGGGGCAUCUUGGGAAGCGUAGUUCAGCCGUCCCUAAGGAAGAGCGCGCCGCCUGCCGGCAGCCGGACUUCAAAGCCCAGAAUUCAGCGCGGCGCAGGAGGACGCUUCUGUUUCACUCCCGCCUCACGAAGGCAGCAGCGCGCCUGCGCGGUAGCCUCAAGCGUCCAAGAUGGCGUUGGUGCAAGCAGCUGUACCGGUUCGUCUUCCGCCGCACGUCCACGCUGGUUCUCACGGUCGUGGUGGGCGCCGUGAUCUUCGAGCGGGCUUCGACCAGGCCACGGAGGGCGAUUUUCUGCCGCCUCAACGAGGGGAGACUGUGGAAAGACAUCAAGCACAAAUACGAAAUCAAGCAGGAUUGAGACGCAGCAAGCAGAGCCUGGAUUCCGGUCGGAUCCUCCUGCAUCUUCACCCAACAGCCCUUUGGUUUGUGGCCAGCUGUUUGUCCACCAGAUGUUCAUCCUUGGACGAUGGCCCGGCGUGCGCUACUCCCAAGUGAUGAAAAGAUUCAAAGGACACUUUUGUUUCGGCUGAAAAACCGCUUAAUAAAAUGCACCCUCUAAGACAAGUC